Molecule: messenger RNA, 1134 nt
Organism: Radiomyces spectabilis
Lineage: Eukaryota; Fungi; Mucoromycota; Mucoromycetes; Mucorales; Radiomycetaceae
Exons: 2
Coding region: 68-985 (305 amino acids)
Molecular function (GO): protein binding
Source: RefSeq, a predicted model, not a curated record
CUUCAUUCUUUUCUAAAUUGCGUUUCUUUCAUUUUGAACUUUUUUUUUUUAGUUGCUCCUCAUUUUCAUGCUUGUUCAACUUCCUGACGAAAUACUUCUCUGUAUCAUUCAUCACUUAAAGUCAGUUACUUGCAUUGAUCUAAUAUCAGUGGCAAGCACAUGUCGGCGUUUGCGACAUCUCGUCGGCGAUUGGACCUUGUGGUCCGACAACAUCAGCAUAACGACAGCACAUGCCAGCAAUGAGAUGCUGGACAUCCUAACGGAUAUAUUCACCGAUUCAUCGCUUCGACGUUAUGGCAUAAAAAGUUUGGCCAUGAUCAUCAAUCGAAAUGAUGCUUCCGUAUGUCAGUUUCUCGCUGCUUUGCUUGGUCAACAACAGCACGACAUCACUUGUUCCAGCCUUCGUUUCGAAGCCCCAUGGACGGUUCAUGACCAACUGCUAGGAUUGCUUUCGCAGCAGGAUGCCGGCCUCAAAAGUAUUCGGGAGGUAUCGGUGAGUGACCCUGACCAGGUCUUUUCUACGUUGAGCGAUAUGUCAAGAAACCCUGUGAUGGAUUGGCUGGUCCACUGUCAGUCUAGUUUAGAAAUAUUCAAUGUGGCCUCGUUACCAGCAGACUGGCUACUGUAUUACAUUCCUCGCAAGGAUUUGCAAUUCCCUAAACUCGCAUCCUUGACAUUAGCGCUUCGGUCAUUUUUCUCCUUGCCAGCAACUGAGGAAUCACGGCAAUGUUAUUGGCAACAGUUCAAGCACGUGUUUCCGAAUUUACGACACUUGACUUUGCAUGUUGCACCAGACGACGCUACCUGCCUAAUUAAAACUUUAUUGCACACCAAAUCUCUGUUCCCCUGGAUCCAAUCCAUCACCAUCGUCAGUCCAUCGGAUCUGAAGCAGGUAUUCCCUCCCGCAGAACUUCGAGCCAUCUUAUCCAACUUGACCGGGUUGACACGGGUCAAUGUAGGAUGGGAUAUGAUGCUGGUCUGCUAAUUUACUUUAUCACUUAUAUUCUCCCGCCAUAAUGUCACAAUCCCUGUCACUCAUUAACCUAAUGAAGGGAAAAAAAAGGACAAACACGCCAUAGACAGUAGAACGUUUUCCUCCUUUUUUGUCAAUCCCUGCAUAUUUGAGUAAAAAUC